This is a messenger RNA of Ornithodoros turicata, 3741 nucleotides long. Its product is annotated as sodium-dependent phosphate transport protein 2B-like. The record is from RefSeq and is a predicted model, not a curated record. Lineage: Eukaryota; Metazoa; Arthropoda; Arachnida; Ixodida; Argasidae. Gene Ontology annotation, biological process: sodium-dependent phosphate transport. The transcript is spliced from 7 exons. Bases 1033 to 2859 code for a protein of 608 amino acids. Gene Ontology annotation, cellular component: membrane. Gene Ontology annotation, molecular function: sodium:phosphate symporter activity.
UAAGAACUGCACCACGUGCACGGAUCUCAAGAGUGCCGCCAUAGUGGCACGACCCGACACGCUGGAUGUCGAGUUGUCGGUGCUGACCGUUCGAAAGGUCACCACGGAUGAGAGGCGACGAGUGCGAACCAGGUGCUGGUCAGGAUGAGACGCUAGUUUAUUGCUCUCCUUUUCCUUUUUUUAUGUGUGUGUGCGUGUGUGGAGGGUACUGAAAAUUGAGGCACAGGGAUGCUGAUACGGAUAGACAUUGCGCGGCGGCGGAGUGAGAAAGUGUGCACAGUGUUAUGGAUGGAAUGUCCACCUCAUGGCGGAUUGAGCUUUUUUGCCCUUUUUGGAUAUCGGUGCAGCAGGAAAAAGAAAAUGUUACUAUUAAAAAAGGGGGGGAUUAGUACAGAUGUGAACGUUGAUAUGUUUUCCAUCUUGUGUCAUUAUAUGGGAGAGCCAUAUAUUUGAAACUGAAUUAAUGAUGACGGUUUAGUCCCCUGCCCAUGACUCAUGUGACAUAAGACGGAGCAGACAAAACCAGGUUCACCGUUUUCUGUUCCUCGUGGUGGUGUGCUACUCGUGGGAGCAAUACAGCUCCACCAACUCCCCAGCUAAUCAAAAUUGCUGCCCGCUUCCACGUCAUCGCAAAACAGUGCGUUCACAUUACCGCGAUACGCCGGGUCCUCCCUCAACAGAAAAAAAAUUAAAUAAAAAUAAAACAUAUCGGGCCCUCAAUAUGCGCACUGCCCCAGCAAGAACAUGCCCACGCUGCUUUUUGGCAUUCCCGUAUCCCUCUCUACAAACCCUGGUCAGUGCUCCGAAUUUCGCACCCGUCGUCUCUGACACCAGCUACCGGUGGUGACAUCCGUUGAAAGUAGUCACACACUUCGACUACGUGGUUCCCGACCACAAAGAUGACGUUCAGUGUGACGUCUCGACACGAGCAACGACGUACAGGAGGAAGGUGGACGUGAACCGGAGGCCAAGGGUGCAGGUAAUAUAUAGGCCAUUCACGGAGCUUAUACUCCGGCGCAGGUCAAGAUCAAAAUGGGCGAUCUGGGGUCUGAGAAAAAGGCGGACAUUAACGGUGCCGCUGUGGGUGCAUCGCCCUGCUUGAAGCCGCAAGACCCCUGGGCCCUGCCCGAGCUACAAGACCAGGGGGUCAAGUGGUCAGACCUGGGUUGUGCCCAGAAAUUUCAGCGGGUGUUCCUGGGCUUGGCGAAGGCGCUGGCGCUUCUCGCACUUCUUUAUUUAUUCAUCUGUUCCUUGGACUUCCUGAGCAGUGCCUUUCGCCUUGUUGGAGGCAAGACUGCCGGCAAGGUGAUGUCCCAGAACGAGGUCCUCAAAAACCCUGUCGUUGGACUCAUGAUCGGACUCUUAUCAACCGUACUCGUUCAGAGUUCUUCCACAUCGUCCUCAAUCAUCAUCACGAUGGUCGGAGCUGGACUGGUGGAAGUCCGAGACGCAAUCCCAAUCAUCAUGGGCGCGAACAUCGGGACUUCGGUGACCAACACCAUCGUGUCACUCAUGCAGAGCAGCGAACGCAACGAAUUUCGCCGAGCGUUCGCAGCGGCCACCGUCCACGACAUGUUCAACUGGCUCACGGUCAUCAUACUGUUGCCACUGGAGGCUGCCUUCGGGCUUCUGUACCACUUGACAAGCGCAAUUGUGGAUUCCACUGAGUGGACCACCAACAAACAUGCCAACAGAGACUUCUUGCAAGUGAUAACCAAGCCCUUCACUGGCCUCAUAAUUAAGCUGGACAAGAAGGUGAUUCAGCAGAUUGCUAUUGGUGACGAAAGCUACUACAACCGCUCUCUCAUCAAACGGUGUUGCAAAAAGACUGCUGAUGGAUGCAUUGAGCCCUGCGAGUUCGCACUACAGGGCUUGCAGUGGCAAGACAGCUUCAUCGGCAUCCUUCUGCUAGGCAUCAGCCUCCUUACACUCUGCACAUGUCUAAUCCUUAUGGUGAAGCUGCUGCACUCCAUGUUAGGCGGUCGCAUCUCUGUCAUAAUUAAGACCACCGUGAACGCCGAGUACCGCUUCCCGUACUCCAUCCUGGUGGGCUACAUCGGCAUCGGCAUCGGUUGUUUUAUGACCAUCCUGGUACAGAGCUCCUCCCUCUUCACCUCCGCGCUCACCCCUCUGGCGGGCAUAGGUGUCAUAAGCCUCGAGCGCAUCUACCCGCUCACACUGGGGGCCAACGUCGGGACCACAACUACAGGUAUCCUGGCAGCCCUCGCAGCAGACGCAGGGCAGAUCCGGCAUACACUGCAGAUCGCCUUCUGCCACCUGUUCUUCAACUUGAUUGGCAUCCUGGUGUUCUACCCCAUCCCCUAUACGCGUUUGCCCAUCCACCUCGCCAAGAUGCUCGGCAACACGAUUGCCGAGUACAGGUGGUUUUCCCUCAUGUACCUUAUCUGCAUGUUCAUCCUGUUCCCAGCAGCCGUGUUCGGGUUGUCUAUGGCUGGCAUGGUUGUCUUCAUGGCGGUGCUCAUACCGGUGUUCCUGCUCUUAGUGGCUGUGAUCGUCAUCAACGUGCUUCAGAGGAAGGCACCUCGGUUCCUUCCAGAGUGUAUGAGGACUUGGAUGUGGCUACCAGAGUGGAUGAGAUCGUUGGAACCCCUCGAUAGAAUCGUCCACUCCUGCGUGGGAAAAAUCGCCUGCUGUCAGAAGAUAUGCCCUCCGCAAAAUGCCCAUAAUGGGACCAUCUUGCCCAUCCGGGAAGAGCCUUCUCAAAUGAACUUCGUCGAGUCCAGAAGGUCGUCGUAUUCUACAGGCGACUGGCAGUCUGAUCUCCAAGGGAUUGACAAUUCUGCAUUUGACGUGACUAUAGACAAACAGAAGAGUGUCACCUCCACAACGCAGUUAUAACCCUCGGGAAGGGUUGUGAUUGUAAAUAGUCAGAUGUAAAUAGACUGAUCUUUUUAUCGAGAACGUUGGUGGCACUUAGCGAGUGUGUGAAAGCGUUUGGUGUUGUCAUGGUCCUUCUAUACUCCGCUGAACUAGUGGCACAACGCUGAACCAUGGUCCUUCUAUGGUCGUGCAACUCCGUCGAAAGUUUGUUCUAGGGCCCACCUCUUACGCUAGGUGGCGCGCACGUCGAUUGGGGUGCGGUGAUUGGAGGCGUUCCUACGGACUGCUCAGGUAAACAUAUGCGAAAACCGCGAAACUAUGCGAAAUAAUUGUCGUGGUACCCAGUGCCGGAUUUUCAGUGGUGGGGGCCACGGGGCACUGUGCUGUGGGGGCUCCCUCGUGUAUUCUACGUCUAUCCAAUGUGUGGUAUUGGGGGUCGAUAUGCGUGGACGAGGACAGAUUUUUACCAAGUUUCUGUUUCAGGGAUGCGUUUCAGGCAUGCAAAAUAGAUUUCUUUUGGACAAUACCUUUACUGGUGGGGGCCCCGGGGCAAGUGCCCCGUCUGCCCUCCCCUAAAUCCGGCACUGGUGGUACCUGUGCCACGUUCGCAUACUUGAUUUCAUUGGGUGUUGACUGAUGCGGUUUUCCUCAGACGCUUUCACACACAUAUCGGCGCAGUUCCAUUAGAAGUCGUCCCAGGACGGUCCCAAGGGUGUCAGUCGUGACGUUGGCCAGCCCUGAGGCCGACAACGGCGAGCCCUUUCACCAUCACCGUCAUCACCACCACCAUCAUCAUCAUCACCACCGCCACCACCGUGUAAAUCAUGAAAAGCAAGCGCCAAAGUGAAUUACAAUAAACGUGAUCAGACGUGAUCGUCACUCUGGCGGUGCAUAUCGCCA